CAUUUACCGUUGCCAAGUACAGAUGGUCAUGAGGGGCAGGGGGGUCUUAUCUUAUCAACAUCCCAGCUCUGAUUAUACUAACAAGCUGUGUCGGCGUCGGACUUUGUAUUUAGCGAUUGCCCAGACGGGGCCAUAUCGAAAAUUGAAGAUACAGGGCAGAGAGCCAGCGUAUGGAUAUUGAAUGACGGGUGAAGUCGCGUGCGCACACCUCCAACCAGCUAUCAUAGUAGCGCAGACAAAUCAUGGCUUCGCUUCGCGAGGUGCCACGCGCUGGUAGGCAAUUGUUGGGCUCAGUAUCCCAUCUGAAGCCAUGCGCACCAGGCAUUUACAGAUGCGCCUCCACUGAGAGUACACCUCUUACGGUAUAUGAUAUUGAGGCAGACUCCGGUUUGGCGACCCCAGUUAUUACUCGGGAAGGUAUCAAGGUCGUCGACCCACGAAAGAGAGCAAGCAGGAGAAAUUUCGAGCUGCCCCACGAGAGAUACCGAUACCGUGCCCCGAAAUACUAUCGUGGUCCAUUGCACCCCGUGCAACCGCCUCCGUCUUCCGACCCGAUUGCCAGAGACUUCGCUCCUGGCCCAUUCAACCUUCCUCGACUGAAGCAGACAUACCAAUCCACCAUUGCCUCCGACAUAAUGACUAUGAUGUAUCAACACACCCCUCCAGGGGCCCCCGAUAAGCCCGAGCGCAUACGACUACGAGAGUGGGAUGAUUCUUCACCAUACAUGAAGAACCGUCCAAAGCGUGGUCCCCGUGGUGCUGACGUGCUAUUCCCUAUCGAGAAGCCUAUCACCUGGCAAAACAUCCCCGAGGUCCGCGCAGUGCAUAUUGCAGUGUACACGCCCCAAGCCAAGAAGAACUUUGACCACAUCAUAGUUGGAAAGGCCGUACUACAGAGUAUCUCGGGUGUGCGGCCGAAAACUACAGUGAUAAAGAACAGCGUCUCCCAGUGGAGCAUAGUUAAGGGUGAUAAGUCUGGCGUGAAAUGCUCGAUAAGUGGAAACCAAGCUUAUGAGUUUCUCGACAAGAUUGUUAAUCUCGUGUUUCCUAAAAUCAAGGAAUGGAAGGGUGUUCAAGGAACUACGGGAGACAGUACAGGCAACAUUCAGUUCGGCCUUGAGCCGCAAGAUAUGCAGCAUUUUCCAGAGGUAGAAGCCUCCUUUAAUAUGUACCCGUCAAAGAUGAUACCUGGCUGCCGCAUCACCUUGGAGACCACAGCCAAGUCCGACAGACACGCGAGGAUACUGUGCAAAGCAUUAGGGAUUCCCUUCUACGGAAAGAUUGUAGAUUGAUCACAAUGAAAUGUGGCUCGGCGACUCUCUAUCAUGUAUCGAAACUCAUGUACUCUCAAGCGUAUUGUUACUCUCUCACUUGUAUAUAAACCGGCGCUUUGGUAAGAUACGUAGAGAGUAUAUAAUGUAGGAUUGUACAAUAUCACGAAUGCUCAAUAUGAUACUCAUAAACACACCAAAUUA
Messenger RNA from Xylaria bambusicola, 1475 nucleotides. RefSeq names its product ribosomal protein L5. Gene Ontology annotation, cellular component: ribosome; cytosolic large ribosomal subunit. NCBI's taxonomy places the organism in Eukaryota, Fungi, Ascomycota, Sordariomycetes, Xylariales, Xylariaceae. Gene Ontology annotation, molecular function: RNA binding; structural constituent of ribosome. Bases 243 to 1292 code for a protein of 349 amino acids. The record is from RefSeq and is a predicted model, not a curated record. The transcript has 4 exons. Gene Ontology annotation, biological process: translation.